GCGAACCACCGGACCUCAACUGAGACACCAAAGCCACAGCCCCUCCUCUCCUCUCUGACAUCCCCAACUGCUCCUCCUCCCUCCUCUCAUCUCUCAAUGGCAACGGCGGCUGCAUCUCGGCCCAGCAGCCCGGUCCGUUUGAGCCCCAUUCCCAACUACCACUCGGCAUCGCUCAACCGUGUCAAGCUCUCCGCCGGCGGCUCGCCGGUCAAGUCCGUCAGCGUCUCCUCUCCCCCUUCCUCCCCCUCGGGCCGCGCCAAGACACGCCGGACCUGCAUGUGCUCCCCGACCAACCACCCGGGCUCGUUCCGUUGCAGCCUCCACAAGGAGCGCAAGGAGGUGAACGUGCUAGCACAGCGCGUCCCCAUGGGGAGCGGGCACUGGGCACGCAGGGCGCUGGCUCCUCCGUCUCCCUCGGUGCAGCAGCGGCAGCAAAGGAAGCGCGCCGACGGGCUCCGCGUCCGGCCCAGCCGGCUCUCCGGCGCCUCCAUGGCCGGCGGCACCCAGUAAAUAAAACAACAGCGUCGACAUGCCAUGGCAGCAAGAUACGAGUACAUACUGAACAUACUGUACAUAUACAUAGGAAAGAAACUCCCCGAAUAAUUCCGUUCGCUGUAUAGAAGAUCCGCGGGGAUUAGGCCUGAUCAAUUAGCUGUACAUAGAGUGAGCCCAUUCGUCCUCUCUGCUCCACUUGUACAUAGAGUGAGCUCUCCGCCCGCUGUGUAUAACUCCAUGAGUUCGGUUUUGGAUAUACUACACCAAUACAUGAGUGAGAAAUUAGAGA
Messenger RNA from Hordeum vulgare subsp. vulgare (domesticated barley), 784 nucleotides. RefSeq lists its product as uncharacterized. The transcript has a single exon. The record is from RefSeq and is a predicted model, not a curated record. The coding region runs from base 97 to 510 and encodes 137 amino acids. Lineage: Eukaryota; Viridiplantae; Streptophyta; Magnoliopsida; Poales; Poaceae.